AUGAGCCCACCUAGCCUAUCAGCGGCGGGCGACCUCGACGUCCACGGUGACAUGGCAUCAACGCCUCCACCACCGUCAUCAACGUCGUACCAUACCAACGACGUCGCCUCCACUACCUCCGUCACGCUCACUAAAGAGCAAUUCGACGAGCUGAUCAGGAACCAGCGCCCCGCACGGGACGACGACGCAUUAUCCAUGCGUCAGCGCCUACCCCCAGCCAACCCUCCGGUCUUCCCCGACGACUCGAAACUUACGGAGGACAAUUACGUUGACUGGGUCCCCACGAUGCGAUGCCGCCAUGCCCGCCCUCUUGGGCUGGAUUCAACGCUCGGACGAAUCGAGCGACGGUCCCCGUUGCGAAGGCGGUCGUACCGACCAAACGCUCUGCACCAGGCAAGAAGGGAAAAUGGGAUCGUUCUGGUCCUGCCCCGAGCAACUGCCCAACUUGUGGUCAAGGCAAACACUGGCUCGACAAGUGUCCGGAAUCGCGCAAGCGAGCCAAGUACCUCGAGCUCAAGAACGCCAUGAAGGAACUCCAAGGCUCAUCAUCGCCUGCGUCCACGUUCGUGGCCACCGAGGCAGCAUCCAAGGAUCAACACCUGUCCGUCGUUUCUUCUGCUACGUUUGUCAACAUCGGGCCACCGGCGUAAAUCCUUCUGCUAGACUCGGCGUCGGCGUGCCACGUCGUCAACGAUGCGUCCUUCUUUGACGGCCCCCUUUCACCUACCCCGCAAGUCCUGCAAGGUCUAGGGGGAACGGUGAAGGCCUCGGGAAUCGGCUCGGUCAAGCUCGUCUCCGAUAAUGGUACCAGGUUCACCCUCAACGACGUGAUCUACGCCCCCGAGAGCCCUGCCAACCUCAUCUCAGUCCGGGCCUUCGACCGCAAAGGCGUUCGCAUCACCUUCGAACACGGACAAGUCGAGCUCCGCACGCCGCAAGGGUGCAUCGCCACAGCAUCAGCCAUCGCGUCCUGCGUUUACAAACUCAACGCUUCGGUCCAAGCUGCCAGCAAAGAUGCGCGACACACCCUCGUUGCCACCAAGUCCAAUAGGCUACCUUUACUUACCCUUCACCGGCGCUACGGCCACGCCUCUGUCCAGACACUUAAAAAACUGGCGGCCUCUGGCCAGGUGGAGGGUUUAGAUUGGCCCUAUAGUGACUUCGAGUGUGAUGGCUUCACCUGCAACGCGUGCCUUGCCUCCAAAGCGCAUCGUUUGCCUUUCCCCUCUUCGUCGUCGCAUGCCGCGGAACCACUCGCAUUGGUGCACUCGGACGUCUUAUCUUUCCCCGAGGAAUCCUUAGGCCAUAAGCGAUACCUCGUCACGUUCAUCGACGACUUCUCGAGGAAGACUUGGGCUUACCCUAUCGGGCACAAGAGCGAGGUCCUUCAGACAUUCAAGGAUUGGCUUCUGGAGAUCGAAAACGCCACGGGUCGCAGGGUCAAAACACUUCGCUCGGACAACGGGGGCGAGUAUGUCUCUACCGCUUUCAACGGCUAUUGCGUGGCCCGCGGAAUUCAUCGCGAAUUGACCAUACCGUACACACCCGAGCAAAACGGUCGGGCUGAGCGAGCCAACCGGUCGAUCGUCGAGGGCACCCUGGCUCUACUGUCUCACUCGGGACUCCCACGAUCGUGCUGGGACGAGGCUGCCAUGUGUUACAUUCACGCCAAGAACCUCUCGCCUCACGCGGCCCUUGGUGGAGCCAUCCCAAACAGUCGUUGGUCGGGCCACACACCAAGCGUAGGGGGUCUUCGGGCAUUCGGUUGUCGCGCUUGGACCACCGUGCCGGCUCACCGACGGGACAAGCUCGACCCAAAAGGGAUUCCUCUGGUCUUCGUCGGGUACGAUCGACACGCGAAAGCCUACCGUCUUCUCGAUCCUUCCUCCAUGCGUGUGAGUCUGGGCCGCAAUGUGACGUUCGUAGAAACCGAGUUCCCCUUCGCUAUCGCGCCCACCCGAGUGACGCAGCCGUCCAUCCCGGGUUACGCCCCCCAGCCCCCACCCGUCGAAGCUCCAACACCCGUCGAGCCUCCCCCACGGCCACCGGCCCCAACGCCUGUCGAGGCACCCGCGUCGCCCGCAUCGACCAGCUCGGCCGACAACGACGACGCCUCAUCGACCACGAGCGCAACGACGGAGUCAGCCGUGAACCUGCCGCAACCACCUCCGGAUCCAGCUCCACUCGCCAAAGUCAAGCCGAGUUGGGAGUACGGCGACGUCGCCAAGGUUGGUCCCGAUCCAGGGAAGUACGGUGAAGUCGACGCUCGAAACAUCAUUGAUGGCCCCCGGACUCGCCGCCAACCCGUUCCCACCAUGAUCACGCGGGAACAGCCAGUCGACGGCACCGACGGACCCACCGCCUCUUUCAAGAGCCUGCUCCUUGCCUUCGCAUCCACCAAGGCCGGCUUCGCAGAUCAUGACUUGUCGGUUGUUCGCGAUCCGGCAAAUUGGGGCGACGUCAUCCGAUCGGGACAAGAGGACGUUUGGGGCGCUCCGGCACAGGAUGAAUUCGAUUCGCUUCUGAACGAUUACGAGGUCUUUCAAAUCGUCGAAUCCUGUGAGCUCCCAGCGGGUGAGAUCCUCCUGCGGUCGGGCUGGGUGUUCCGGACUAAACGCAACCAGCAUGGCGACAUCACCGAUCACAAGGCCCGACUUGUUGCUCACGGAUGUGCCCAACGCCCUGGCCUUGACUUCAAGAAGACCUACGCCCCUGUCGUCAAAUUCACGUCCAUUCGAGCCCUCAUCGCACUCGCCGCGGCCAACGGCUAUCACGUCCAUCAGGCCGACGUCAACAAGGCGUAUUUACACGGCAAACUUGACAAGCCUCUCUACAUGCGCGUCCCUCAGGGCAUAAACCUGCCAGGCAAGAUCCUCAAGCUGUCCAAAUCCAUCUACGGCCUUCGCCAGGCCGGCACCAUCUGGAACGCUGAGAUCGACUCGACUCUGCGGUCCCUCGGAUACGUCCCCACCAGGUCUGACAUCUGUAUCUACCGCCGCGAACACGACGGGCACUCACACUAUAUUGCCUUGUACGUCGACGACUUGCUUUUGGUUGGUCCCUCUACCGCCGAAAUCGAGCGGGUGCUGGACGCGCUGGAACUCGCAUACGGCAUCAAACGUCUCGGACCUGCCGAAUAUAUUCUAGGCAUCCAAGUCAAACGUGGACAAGACGGCUCUAUCACGCUCUCACAAGAGCGCUACCUUCGGGACAUCCUUGCCAGGUUCCAAUUCACCGAUGCCAAGCCGGCAAGUAUUCCAAUGCAGCCAGGUGUCGUCCUUGACUUCGAGGACUUGGCGGCCACUCCUCAGGAUCGUACGCGCUACUUGCAGGCCAUCGGUUCGUUGAUGUACGCCGCAGUUGGAACUCGUCCGGACCUCGCCUUCGUGGUCAGCUACCUCGCUCGCUUCUCCCAGCAGCCUGGCCCGGAGCAUUGGACAGCCAUCAAGCAGGUCCUCCGUUACAUCAAAGGCACGCUGGACUUGGGCCUCACCUAUCGCAAGACCAGCCAACCACUCCGUGGCUACUCGGAUGCGAACUGGGGAGCCUGUCUAACGACCUCACGAUCGACCAUGGGCUAUGCGUUCAUCUUGUCCGGAGCCGCUAUUGCUUGGUGCUCCAAACGCGAGCACAGGGUGGCCAAGUCCACUACCGACGCAGAGUACCUCUCUCUUUCGUACACAAGCGGUGAUGCCAUCCACCUGAGCGAACUCCUGGCUGAACUUGGCGCUCCGGUCUCCGGUCCAGUCGUACUCUACGGGGACAACCAAGGUUCGCUGGCUCUUGCGCAGCACCCGACCAACCAUCAGGGGUCUCGUCAUGUUCGCAUCUCGGAACAUUACGUCCGCGAGAGGGUAGCUGAGAAGGAGAUCGAGGUCCGCUGCAUCGCCACCGGCGACAUGAUUGCCGAUAUUUUCACCAAAGCCUUGGGUCCCAAGCCGUUCAUCUUCCAUCGGGAGAAUUUGGGUUUGCGAGGUGCAGUGGUAUGACAGCACGGGGGGGUGUCAAUAUAUUGCUGUUUCAUCCCACUGGUAUUCCCGAUUAUGAUUAGUUACUAGUUGUUGAUAUUAGUCGCCCCGCGCGUCUCGAGCCUGCCUCGCGCGCGCUCCCUUAGCGCUUAUCUUCUUUCUCCAACUAUCUUUACUAUCUUCAUCGGCUCUCGUACUUACGCACUUCGUGCCUCGGCCUCAGUUCCUGAAAAAGGGAACCUCCAAGCCGUGUUGGUCGGAAAAGGCGCUUGCACAUACAUCCGAAGUUUGCGGUUCGACCCUGUCCGAUGGCAAGAGAUGUAUUGA
This is a messenger RNA of Microbotryum saponariae, 4295 nucleotides long. The record is from the annotation of a GenBank genome assembly. Lineage: Eukaryota; Fungi; Basidiomycota; Microbotryomycetes; Microbotryales; Microbotryaceae.